This is a messenger RNA of Talaromyces marneffei, 2853 nucleotides long. RefSeq lists its product as uncharacterized. The transcript is spliced from 8 exons. The record is from RefSeq and is a predicted model, not a curated record. NCBI's taxonomy places the organism in Eukaryota, Fungi, Ascomycota, Eurotiomycetes, Eurotiales, Trichocomaceae. Bases 1 to 2853 code for a protein of 950 amino acids. Gene Ontology annotation, molecular function: allantoinase activity. Gene Ontology annotation, cellular component: cytoplasm. Gene Ontology annotation, biological process: purine nucleobase catabolic process.
AUGAAAGGCUUAUCCAAUGUCGGGACCCUACGUCCUCAGACGCCCUUUCGUCGCCGUCGCGGCUGCCGCCUCGGUCGUCUGCUCCUUCCAGCUCUUAUCGUGAUAGGCUUCCUCUGGUUUACAUCCUACUACCAUCCACCUCAAUCCAAGUACAUUGUGGAAUUCCACGGAGAUCCGCAGCUCGCUCAAUCUCAAUGGGAUCGACUGGAUGAACAUCUGGCAAAAUGCGAAGAGUACAAUAAGCCAUCGUUAUCUUACUCGUUCCCUGUUUCUGCCAAUCGUAGCAACCCGCGAUGGAACGCUGUUUCUGGCCAGUCCCAGACCACGGUUUUGCGGAACGUAACUCUUUUCGAUGGAGAUAGCAUCUCUUCAGAGCCAGUGGACAUUUGUUUUCAAGAGGGUGUUGUACGAUCUAUUUCAUUGACCAGCUCAAAUGAAAUUGAGAUUGACUCGAACACCAUCGUUCGUCAUUACAAUGGCGAAUUUGUCACACCAGGCCUGGUGGACAUGCAUUCACAUCAUCUGGCCUAUGACUGGCCGAUUCUCAGUGUCUCUGCUGACGAGAACGAAGUCAACCCUGAAACGGGACCAUUGACGCCCAUGGUUCGAUCUCUUGAUUCCUUGAAGCCGUAUGAUAUUGCGACUGCUAUCAUUGCAUCCGGCGGCGUGACUACGUCGCUCAUUCUUCCCGGCUCUGCAAACAUUAUGGGUGGCGAGGCAUUCCCCGUUAAGAACUUGCUCCGAGGCGGGGAGCACGGCGAAGAAGUUGUUGAAGAUUUGCUUCUCGAGCAUGGUAUUCCCAAGGAGGAUCGACGCCGAUAUUUGAAGAUGGCAUGUGGUGAAAAUCCGCGCAGGGUCUACCACCAUACCAGAAUGGGCAAUGCAUGGAAAUUCCGCCAACAUAUGGCUCGCGCAAAAGACUUGCUGGAGAGUCAAGAUGCAUGGUGUGCUGCCGCAACAAUUGCAAGACAAAACAGAGAUGCUUCUGCUGCGGCAAUCUUACUUGCUGAUGGCCCGGCUGGAAAGGGAGGGCUGCCGGAAGAGCUUGAAUUGGACUCGACUAUUGCCAUGCUAAGAGGGAAGAUUAACAUUAAUGUGCACUGCUAUGAGCCAGAGGACUUUGAGGAUAUGCUCCUUCAUAGCGAGGAAUUUGGCUUUCAUAUUCAAGCGUUCCAUCAUGCUUUGAGUGCAUGGAAAGUGCCCGAAUUGAUCAAGAGUAGCGGACAGAAUAUUACUGUGGCGACAUUUGCCGACUUUAGUCUAUACAAAAAGGAAGGGUAUGAAGGCAAUCUGCAGGCCGGUAAAAUUCUGGCUGAGCAUGGCGUACCACUUGCCUUUAAAUCAGACCAUGUCGAGCCCAACACUAAUGCGAGAUAUCUCCUGUCCCAAGCUGCCACUGCGCAUUCGUUUGGUCUUCCGGAAAUUCUUGCUUUACAGUCAGUCACCAGUGUCCCCGCCAGGUCUCUCGAAAUGCAUCACCGUAUCGGCUACACAAAGCCUGGAUAUGAUGCAGAUUUGGUCGUUUGGAACGCCCAUCCAUUGUCAGCUGGCGCAUCGCCGCUGCAGGUAUACAUUGAUGGUAGACCUACACUGGAUGAGAAGACGGGUUAUUCGAAGCCUACAUUGCAAAAACCCAAUAUGCGUGCAGAAGCUGCACCCGGAGACGUUCAAGCUUUUUGCUCGGAUUCAAAGCGAGAUGUAACUGUGCUCAUUACAGGCAUUAGCACUUCUUACUUGGAAAAUGCACAUGCCAAGCACUCUUCACAAGGAAACUUGACAAUGGUUCUUACAAAUGGCAAAAUUGAUUGUCUUGGAGAACACAACGAAUGUGUCUCGACAAAAUCAUUUGAUAAAGUGAUCUCUCUCCGCAAUGGACACGUCCUCCCCGGGUUGACCACUGUAUCCAGUGGCUUAGGCAUCAUCGAAAUAGAAUCAGAGAAGAGCACAUCUGACGGAGUCGGUAAUUCCAAUGCUAACAUAUACGACCCCGAAUCAGCCGUGUACGCCAAAUACGGCAUUCAUUUUGAAGGUAAGGCCUUUGAGCGGGCCCGAAUUGGCGGUGUCACUCGUUCGAUUACAUAUCCGUACGCCAAUGGGUUUUUGAGGGGUGUCAGCACUGGGUUCAAGAUAGCUGAGGGUAGUAAUCCUCUAAAUGGCGGGAUAUUCAAGGAUGAUGCAGCUUUACAUUUUGUAGUCGGACAGGAAGCGAAGGGCUCGUCUCAAACCCCGACGGUAUCUAAGUCCGUUGCUGCUCUGCGAAAAAUUCUGUCAGAAAACAAAGGCAAGGAUACAUUAUACGGAAAGGCUGCGGAUGGCAAGAUCACAGUUGUCGUUCAUACUGAGAACAAGUACGAUAUUCUUCAAAUCGUCAAAAUCAAGAAAGAUUAUCCCAAGGCCAAAUUGGUGGUGUAUGGUGCUGCCGAGGCACCAAGUGUCGCCAAUGAAAUCGCCGCGGCUGGUCUCCCUCUCAUUUUCACCGCCGCUCACUCUGCGCCAGUGAGAUGGGAGAGCAAGGAUCUCCUCGUUGGUCCACCAUUGACAAUCUCCCCGGUGCAGGUUCUUAAGGAGUCAAAUGUCACCUUUGCACUUGCAAUGCUUCCUGAAUUCGACUGGCAUCUCGCAAACCUCCCCAUUGAAGCAGCCGCCAUUGGCAAAGAGGCUGGUCUCGGAGAAAAGGAAGUUGUAGAUUUAUUCUCAAGCAAGAUUGAUGAUAUUCUUGGCUUUGAAGGUGCAGAGAGAAACUCUGACUUUGUGGUUUGGGAAGGCAAUCCAUUGGAGUAUGGAGCUAAUGUGGUCUUGACGGUUGAUGGUGAAGCCGUAGCCAUUGUUGGAUGCUGGCCUGAAGCACAAUGA